AAAAGUUUAAAAAAAAGAUAUCUUUUGUUGUUUAAUAUUUACUAUUUUAAUUAAAAUGCUUGAGGCGCGACUUCAACAAGCAUCUAUUUUGAAAAAGACAUUAGACGCUACUAAAGAAUUGGUUAGUGAUGCAAAUUUAGAUUGCAAUGAAUCAGGGAUUGCACUUCAAGCAAUGGAUAAUUCGCAUGUUGCAUUGGUAGCGAUGCUUUUAAGAGCAGAUGGAUUUGAACCAUAUCGUUGUGAUCGCAAUAUUUCUCUUGGAAUUAACUUGAAUUCUUUGUCUAAGGUUCUUAAAUGUGCUCAAAACGAAGAUAUUAUUACUCUCAAAGCAGAAGAUACACCCGACACUUUAAAUAUGGUCUUCGAAAGUCCAACAAAUGAUCGUAUUAGUGAAUAUGAUAUUAAAUUAAUGGAUAUUGAUCAGGAACAUCUGGGUAUUCCUGAUACUGAAUAUAGUGUUGUUGCUAAAUUAUUAUCAAUUGAAUUUCAACGUAUUUGUCGAGAUUUACUUGCUCUAAGCGAAAGCGUCCAUAUAGAGGCAAAUAAAGAAGGUAUCAAGUUUAGUUGUGCAGGAGACAUUGGAAAUGGAAGUAUCACUUUGAUUCAAAAUCAAGAUACAAAAAUAGACCUUAAUGAGCCUGUUUCACUUACUUUUAGUUUAAAAUAUUUAGUUAAUUUUACAAAAGCCACUCCUCUUGCUGAUACUGUUAUUCUUUCUAUGAGCAAUGAAGUACCUCUCAUGGUAGAAUAUAAAAUGGAAGGAGGCUACCUUCGUUUUUAUUUAGCUCCAAAAAUUAACGAAGAAUAA
Messenger RNA from Pneumocystis murina B123, 808 nucleotides. RefSeq names its product proliferating cell nuclear antigen. Gene Ontology annotation, molecular function: DNA polymerase processivity factor activity; DNA binding. The transcript has 5 exons. Gene Ontology annotation, biological process: mismatch repair; leading strand elongation; regulation of DNA replication. Gene Ontology annotation, cellular component: PCNA complex. The record is from RefSeq and is a predicted model, not a curated record. NCBI's taxonomy places the organism in Eukaryota, Fungi, Ascomycota, Pneumocystomycetes, Pneumocystales, Pneumocystaceae. Bases 56 to 808 code for a protein of 250 amino acids.